This is a messenger RNA of Balaenoptera ricei (Rice's whale), 2988 nucleotides long. RefSeq names its product 2-oxoglutarate and iron dependent oxygenase domain containing 3 (gene OGFOD3). Gene Ontology annotation, cellular component: membrane. Gene Ontology annotation, molecular function: L-ascorbic acid binding; iron ion binding; oxidoreductase activity, acting on paired donors, with incorporation or reduction of molecular oxygen. The transcript has 8 exons. Lineage: Eukaryota; Metazoa; Chordata; Mammalia; Artiodactyla; Balaenopteridae. The record is from RefSeq and is a predicted model, not a curated record. The coding region runs from base 128 to 1051 and encodes 307 amino acids.
GGAGGUCGACGGCGGAACGCGUCGCUCCGCGUCCCCGGCUGCGCUGGUCUCGCGCUACCUCUCGCGGCGCUCGUCCCGGGCUCGCGGCGGAUCCCGCGUUCGACCCGGCUCCGCGGCGGCCUGGCCAAUGGCACCUCAGAGGAGGGGCGCUCCCAAGGCGCCCGAGGGCAGCGGGGCAGCGGAGCGCCGACGCCCGAGCAGCACCAAGAGUGUCCGGGCACCUCGGGAUGUGUGGAAGAAGUGGCUGAGAGUUGCCGUCCUGGGGGCCUGCACCACGCUCGUCGCGCUCCUGCUCUGGGGCAGUCUGGGGGGUGAUGACAGCAUCACUGAGGUCCUAGCUCAUCGAAGUGAGGUCCUGCCAGGCAGGUUCAUCGAGGUGCCCUGCUCCGAGGACUAUGACAGUCACCAAAGGUUUGAAGGCUGCUCCCCGAGGAAGUGUGGCCGGGGCGUCAGCGAUGCCAUCAUCACCAGGGACGAAGCCCGGAGGAUUCGCAGCAUAGCCGAGAAGGGGCUGUCCCUGGGAGGAUCUGACGGAGGGGCGUCUAUCCUGGACCUGCACUCGGGGGCCUUGUCUGUCGGGAAGCACUUUGUGAACCUGUACAGAUACUUUGGGGAUAAAAUACAAACUAUCUUCUCAGAAGAGGACUUCCAGUUGUACCGGGACCUGCGGCAGAAGGUCCAGCUGGCAAUCGCCCAGGCAUUUGGCAUCAGCGCGUCCUUGCUGCACCUGACGAAGCCCACCUUCUUCUCCCGCAUCAACAGCACGGCGGCCCGCACGGCUCAUGACGAGUACUGGCACGCGCACGUGGACAAGACGCAGAGCUGUCUCCACCUGAGCUGUGAGCUUCGUCGGAUGUCACCUGACCCGGCCUUGAUUGACCUGGCCUUUCUGUCGUGUGGUCUCCCCUCGGGCCUGCGUCCCGCACCCUGCCCAGGAGGCCCCCUUCUCCCCACUUUUCACCUCUUCUUGGGAAGAUCUCUCGACCACUCCAGAUUCUGCAGAUUCCCCUUCCUUGGUCUCUUGUUGUUCCCUAGACACAGUGGCACCUAAUCAGUCAGGGGCCCUGACCAGCCACAGCUGGAGCCCUGUCCCGCCUGCACCGCAGCCACUGCCCUGCCCCACUCUGCCAGCACACGCAGCGUGGCGCCAGGGGACAGUUGGCCGCGGAAACGUCUGAGGGCUGUUGGCGGUCACCCCAGCCGCGGGUGUGCUCAGGUGACCCAGAUAAUCUCUGUGUCGCUUGACCCUGGAACAAAGGAAGCGAAGUGAAAAAUAAGCAGAGGGUUUGGGCAGAAGCUCGCAGACUGGGCUUCUGCCUGAAACUCAGUCAGACAUUCAUGUGUUUAUAAUAAUCUCCACUGAGCUCGAUGGAGGAGGGGAGCACUUAAAUGUGGUUAGUGAGAUUGAGGAACCCAGUAUUUAAUUAAAUUAACUUAAAUUGAAGUAGCUUUAUGUGGCCAGUGGCUUGUCUGAGCCAGUGCAGCUCGCAGGGCUCGAUGGAGCUCGGGUUGGAAGUGUGGGCUUCACCCUAAGGAGGCGUACAGGGUGUGCUUGUUCUCUUCCCGUGGGCUUAAGGUUGAUCAGUGGGUUCGGACUGAUCCAUCCACGAUCAAGCUUCCUGUCCGCCCUCACUUCAUGGCUCUAGCAGCCAUUGACCCAUUGAUAACCAUUGCCCAGGUGCAUUAUUUCAUUAGGGGACCAGGACCGAGACCUUCAGUAUAAGAUCGUCGUAGAUAUCGCAGAGGGAAAAACAGGGUUUUAUGGGGUUGAGGGCAAAGACGACGUGUGUGGAGGACAGACGGGUUUGCACAGCAAGGAGCCUCAUGCGUGGGACGGAGUCCAGAGAAUUUCCGUGCAACGAAGGAAGAGCAGCCUUCCAUGUACCGGGAAGUGUGGGUUCAGGAAAGACAACACUGAAUGUAGCCUGGUUUGGUGAUCCAACUUCAAAGGAAGAAAGAUAAGGAAGAAAUUCUUCAGGCAGAGAAAACGAGUCAACAGUGACAAGUGGGGUAGCCUCAGACAUCUCAGAGCCAGGAGGCCUCGGGACAGGGUCUACAGGACCAGGGUGGCUAUCACAGCCAAGGGGUCACUCACACAUGGACACAGCAAAGAGACAUCCUCGCACGAGGGGACUCCAUGCAUCUGCUCCUUGCCUUGAAGCUCUCCAGCCUCUAGGUCAGGACAGCUCAGGCCCUGCCGGCCUCUGCCAUCCUCAUCACCUGCCAUAACCUGCCUCCUUCCCAGGUCACUGUGUUCAUGUGGGUUUGGGGUGGUUCCUUUGCAGAAUCUGAGCUGGGUGGGUAGGAGAGGGUCAGGCUCCUGGACACCCCCCGCCCCCAGGUUUCUUUUAUGUUUUAUGCAGGUAGUGGACAUGAGGUUCACUGCUGAAGCGAUUCAGAAGCACUGCCUUGGGCUGUUCUCAGGUUUAGGUCACUUUGAUGUUUGUUUGGUGCCCUGAUGCUGGAUAAGGGGCCCCUAAAUGGGGUCUUGGUGGGGGAGGUGGAGGGAGCUCAGGUCUGUGUAGAAAGUCCAGUCCCACAGAUGACGUGGUACUGAGUUCAUGAGAAGGUGACGGGGACUCAGUCACCUUGGCAGGCUUGCUGCCUCUCCCUCCUGGUCAGCCUACCCUCUCUCAGGAGAUGACCACUGUCAUGGUGAUGGUGGUCUAGCUGCUUGCAGGGGGAACGGGGCUUUUGGACUUUUUGAGCCUUGAUCAAAUGUGUUAUGGAUAUUGACCUGGGGCUUCUGUGUACUGCUCCCAUGGUGCCUACAGGUGUCAGUAAAAUCAUUUAAGAAUCUAUCCUUAAACACAGCAGCUCAGAUAACAGGAGCCUGGGGCUGUGUGAUAGGGAUAGGGCACUGGUAGGAUGACUUUGGGUUGCUGUCCUUGGACUCUUUCAUUCUUCCUUAUCUCUUACCCCAGUCUUGCUAAUUGAAUGAUUCCUCAGGCUGGGAGCUGUUAUCAUGUGAUUAAAAUUCCUUGUACA